AUGAAAGGACCACCUGGCGCACCCGGGGAACCUGGCGCCAUUGGACCAGACGGAAAAGACGGCCCACCAGGACUGCAAGGCAGAUAUGUCUCACAGCCUAUGGAGUUUCCAAAAGGAUGCAUCCGAUGUCCUGCUGGAGCUCCUGGUGAACCUGGACAAGACGGUCAACCAGGUCCUCCCGGAAACGAUGGAGCAGUUGGAAAACGGGGAGAACCUGGACUGGAAGGAGAUGGUGGACCUCGUGGAGAAACUGGUGAUCAGGGUGAACCUGGCAUGGAUGGCCAG
Cylicostephanus goldi is the source of this 285-nucleotide messenger RNA. Lineage: Eukaryota; Metazoa; Nematoda; Chromadorea; Rhabditida; Strongylidae. The record is from the annotation of a GenBank genome assembly.